AUGCCUUGGGAGGCGGAUCAGAUCUUAAACGCCCUCCUCGAAGACCAGAUCGAGAGCGUCCGGAACAAAAGCGAGCUGACCAAGGCCCAGUGCGAGUCGCUCUGCGAGAAGGCCCGCGAGGUCCUGCAGGAGGAGUCCAACUGUCAGCCGGUGAGGUGCCCCGUAACGGUGUGCGGCGACAUCCACGGCCAGUUCUUGGACUUGAAGGAGCUCUUCUGCAUCGGCGGGUGCCCUCCGGAGACGAACUACCUCUUCCUGGGCGACUACGUCGACCGCGGCUACUACUCGGUCAAGACGGUGUCGCUCAUGUUCCUCUACAAGACGCGCUACAAGGAGCGCUUCACCGUGCUCCGCGGGAACCACGAGAGCAGGCAGAUCACGCAGGUGUACGGCUUCUUCGACGAGUGCAUGCAGACGUAUAGUUGCGCGGACGUGUGGAAGAUGUUCACCGACACCUUCGACUACCUGCCGGUGACGGCAGUGAUCGAGAAUCAGAUCAUAUGCAUGCACGGGGGGCUGUCGCCGUCGCUCGACUCCCUGGACAACAUCCGCCAGCUGGACCGGAUCCAGGAGGUGCCCCACGAGGGGCCCAUGUGCGACCUGUUGUGGUCGGACCCGGACGACAGGUGCGGGUGGGGCAUCUCCCCGCGCGGCGCCGGGUACACGUUCGGGCAGGAUAUCUCAGAGCAGUUCAACCAUGCCAACGGGCUCAAACUCAUCGCCCGGGCGCACCAGCUCGUGAUGGAGGGUUACAACUGGGGCCACGACCGCAACACCGUGACGAUUUUCUCGGCGCCGAACUACUGCUACCGGUGCGGGAACCAGGCCGCAGUGAUGGAGAUCGACGAGCACCUGCAGUAUACGUUCCUGCAGUUCGACCCUCCCCCGCACCAGAAGGAGCCGACAACGCAGGGGCGCUCGCCAGAUUAUUUCCUGUGA
Messenger RNA from Prorocentrum cordatum, 939 nucleotides. Lineage: Eukaryota; Dinophyceae; Prorocentrales; Prorocentraceae. The record is from the annotation of a GenBank genome assembly.